AGCCUAUACUGAGUGACUGGGUGACAUGCCAAAGUCCUCUCGGUGGAUAUUGUCUGCUCCUCAUUUUUUCACAUUGUUUGUGUUGAAAAGCUAUUUUAUCUCAUUAUGAGUAUUUGAUAAUGAUUUGUGACAUCAUCAGUUAUGAUGCAGAUAACUGUAUUUUUCUUUUUUCUUUUCGUCGUUCAGGUGUCUCCAGGUGUGACAGGUGUUGUUCAGCACACAGUGAGAACAAAGGAAGGAGAUACCGUUACUCUGCAGACACAGGACACUGGAAGCAAGGAUAGGAUCACAUGGCUUUUUGAGGGGAAAAUGAUAGUGGAGAGUCCAGCCACAAAGGGAGAUGUCUACAAAAAUGAUACAGACCCAUUUAAAGGCAGACUGCAGCUGGAUAAUCAGACUGGAGCGCUCACUAUCAGAUCUGUUAACUCUGAUGCAGGCAUAUAUAAACUACAAAUCUUAAAAAAAGGAGUCAUGUCCACUUGGGAGUUCAACUUCUCUGUGUACGCUCCUGUAAGGUCUCCCACCUUCAGAAGGCGAAUUUCUCAGAAAUCCUCUCAGUGUGCAGUGGAGUGCUAUGUGAAGAAUGGCAGUGAGAUGAGCCUGUCUUGGUACAAAGGGAAUGAGCUGCUGAACGAAACCAGGGUCCAGACGGACCCUGCUGUCACUCUGAUGACUGAGCAAGAAGAUAACGGCACCUACUUUUGUUUGGCUUCUAAUCCAGUCAGCAAUAUAAAAAUCCAACUCAACAUUUCUGAGGUCUGUGUCCAAGCUUUAGACAUUGCCACAGGUUCUACAUUCCUACAAGUCCUUGGAGGGCUAUGCAUAAUUCUGCUGGUUGGCCUCCUUGUGAUGGCAUUAUAUUGUAUACAAAAGAGAAUCUCCGUAAUUAAGUUUGAAGCUGACCACAGUGUUGAAGAAAUAAACUAUGUUGAUAUCAACAUUCCGGGAAAUGCAUUAAAACCCAAUGUGCAAAUCGAGUUCACCAGAGAAACUGAAACAGAGAAGUUGGUGCAGUGCUCAGAUGACAUGUUCAGAGUAGUAAAACAAGCAGCAGUAAGAUAUAAUGAAGCCAAUCAUUUCUUUAAGCUGGUUGAGUCUUUUCUUCCUUCUGACCCUGCCUGCCCUCCAAGCUCUACCUGUCACCACACCAACCACCACCAAUCUGUUACUAACACCAGCAGUCAACUUAAUACAACCCUCAGGCAGUUCAGAAACUCACAACAAUACAACUAAUAACACAUUACCCUCCAUUAUUAACCCCAAUAACAGGACCCAAGAAUCCAACCAUUCCACUAUAGAGCCGGCGAGGGCCUCCAAAACCCAGGUGACUACAACAACAAACAAUCCCAGAACCAUUACUCCUGCCGGAGCAACUACUGCCACAGCAACUUCUACCACAACAACUACUACCACCACAGCAACUACUACUACUACCACAAAGGCUCAGACCUCAGAAAUAGGGGGAGCUGGCACGGCCGUGGUGCUGGUAGUUAUUGUGCUAGUGCUUUUGGUUGUCUUGGUGAUCGUCUUCAGGUGGACGACCCGGCAGAAGGGCAGAGUAGGGGAUGCCGCCCGUCGCUUCUCCACAGGCGUGCAGGGGCAACUGAGGAGAGUCGUCACGGCGAUUGAGGGAUGUCUAGGUGUAAGUCUGUGGCCUCAGAAACGGAUGGAGAAUGAGGAGGGGGGAGAGGAGGAGGAGAUGAAUGAGAACAACGAUGCAGCAGGAGGCAGGAAGGUACAGAGAAGUAGCCAGGAAGAUGAUGAUGAGGAGGAAGGGGACCAGAGAGAGGAGGAUGGCGACUCUUCUGAUGACUAUUCAAGUCUGGAAGGCAUGGAUCUCCGGGAACGAGCCAGACAGAGACAGGAGGAAGACGGGAACAGUGAAGAGAGGGAGAGAAAGACAGAAGCAGAAGAGGAGCUGACGUCGGUUGCCCUGGACGAGGAACACAAGGAGGGGGACGGGGGGAUUGAUGUGACCGAACUGUGAAGUAACCGGUGACCAGAUAGGAGGAAUAUUUAGCAUUUGUUUUUUUUUGAAAAAGGAACAUUUUAAUGUUUGAGUAUUUCAAAAUUUGAACAUUGUUCUCAGCUGAGAUGUAUCGUAAAAGCACCUAUUACCGCCCCUUUCGUUCGAAAAUUCUAAAAUGAUAUUUUUUAAUACUUCAAAAUAACAUUUGAUAAAUGAACCUUACAUUUUUCAGUAGCCAUAGGUGUGUAGAUUUUAACAAAAUCUGCUUUGGUUCUUACGGGGGCUUUUACUGCCUGAAAUAUUGAUUUUGUUUACCACGCUCAGAGUUUAGUGCUGCCCUUUCACACGGCACAUCAACGGUUAGACCAAGAAUUCUUGUCGCAAAUCAAAAUUACACUGGAGCUCUUACAACACUGUUUACAGCUCUUCGAGUCAUGGUAAAAUUUAAUUUUUGGUACAUAGCUAAUUUAGAUACACUUACGGUGUGGGUGCUUGCGCUUCUUUAGGAAUCUGCCGUCUUGGUUUGUAUAGAAAUGAAUAUUAAGUGACACAUACACAAGACGUUGGAAAUAGGAGACAGGUGGUAAUAGGAGACGUUCCGAUAUGUAUUUUAACCCUCAUGUAGAGUUUGACCAAUCUUUGUUUUAUUUUAAUGUUUGAAUAUUUCAAUAUUGUUGUCAGCUGAGAUGUAUGUAUUUUAACCCUCAUGUAGAAUUUUACCAACCUUUGUUUCAAUUAAUAAAGUGAUAUUUACAUUCACUUUUA
Molecule: messenger RNA, 2734 nt
Organism: Alosa sapidissima (American shad)
Lineage: Eukaryota; Metazoa; Chordata; Actinopteri; Clupeiformes; Clupeidae
Product: natural killer cell receptor 2B4-like
Exons: 8
Coding region: 142-1233 (363 amino acids)
Source: RefSeq, a predicted model, not a curated record